Messenger RNA from Botrytis porri, 3624 nucleotides. RefSeq lists its product as uncharacterized. Gene Ontology annotation, molecular function: chitinase activity. The coding region runs from base 1 to 3624 and encodes 1207 amino acids. The transcript has 3 exons. NCBI's taxonomy places the organism in Eukaryota, Fungi, Ascomycota, Leotiomycetes, Helotiales, Sclerotiniaceae. Gene Ontology annotation, cellular component: extracellular region. Gene Ontology annotation, biological process: carbohydrate metabolic process. The record is from RefSeq and is a predicted model, not a curated record.
AUGUCUUCAUCGAAGUUUUUCACCGUGGCUGCGGCUACUUUUGCAUUAAUUACUCCUGCUGCCGCUCUCUAUGAUGCAUCAUCAUCUGCAAAUUUGGCUUUGUAUUGGGGUUCCGGACCAUCUCAAACCAACCUUUCAUAUUACUGCGAGCAAUCUACAGUAGACAUCAUUCCAUUAGCUUUUAUGAAUGUUUUCCCAGCACAAGGUGAUGGUUAUCCAGCCGAGAACUUUGGUAAUGCUUGUUAUGGUCAACCAAUCUUCACUCCAGGUCCAGGUUAUCCACUGGGGGAUGUAGACACUUCGAAAGAUCAACUUUAUGUUCAAUGUCCAAACAUUCAAGAGGGGAUUCCUUACUGUCAAUCAUUAGGAAAGAAGAUAUUGCUUUCUCUUGGAGGAGCAUCCAACACCUAUCAACUUACUGGUGCAGCUGAUGGAGAAUACUUCGCUGAUUUCUUAUGGGGAAGUUAUGGACCUUUCAAACAAUCUUGGUUGGAUGCUGGUGGAAUUAGACCAAUGGAUGGUGGUUACUAUGGAACUGAUCCUAGUGUCCAUAUUGAUAUUGAUGGAUUCGAUUUCGAUAUCGAGUUUGGUCCUACUGAUUACUCCGAAGGUUACAUUGCCAUGAUCAACAGACUCCGAGAACAUUUUGCCGAGAACCCAUCGAAGAAAUACUUCAUUUCAGGAGCUCCACAAUGUCCAUUGCCAGAACCAAACAUGGGAGCCAUGAUUGCUGGUGCCCAAUUUGAUCUUUUGUGGAUUCAAUUUUAUAACAAUGCCGCAGCUCAAUGCACAGCUCGUCAAUGGGCCGAUAACUAUGCUUUGACUGGAGACGAAGACUCUGCAGAAUUCACCUAUAAUCAAUGGGUGUCGACCAUUAACAGUGGUGCUAGUGCUGGUGCCUCAAUCUAUCUUGGUCUCCUCGGUUCUACUGAUGCAGGAACGGCAUCCGACUAUAUUUCUCCACUCGAGGCUCAAAGUUUGAUUGAAUCUUAUCAUGAAAAACCUCAAUUCGGAGGUGUCAUGAUUUGGGAAGCUACAUAUUCUCAAGAAAACACAGAUGCCGAACUUAAUGGAGAUUCUUAUCACGGAUUCAUUAAAUCUUGUUUGGAUUCUUACGCACCACCUCCUCCCACUUCGACAUCUUCGAUUGUUCACAGUACUACUAUUAGUAGUUCCAGCUCCACUUCGGAAGUCUCUAUCACUUCCAGUGUUCCAACAUCGAUCGAAUCAUCUGCUAAUGCUAGUAGCACUGUGAUUUCGAUCUCAAGUACUUCAACCUCGGUUUCGGAAUCUUCUGCCACCCCAACUUUGACUUUUUCGGAAUCUUCUACUGCUACAUCUUCGAGUUUAUUGGAGACCUCAACUACUCCAUCGCUUACUUCUGCAUCAGUUUUGGAGACCUCGGCCGCCACAUCCUCUUCAUCAUUGGAAUCUUCUGCUGCAGGAUCUUUCACUUCCUCAGAAGUUUUACCAGCUCAAGCAUCAUCUGGCUACACCGUUCCAGGAUAUUCUCACAACGCGACAUCUUAUUUAACCCACUCGCAAAUUCAUUCCUCCAAGCCAGCCGGAAGUGUUACAUUGCCAGUUCACUCUUCAAAACCUACUGGUAGCUACACAUUCACCGGAUAUUCUUCCAAAUCUACAAGUAUUGCAACAGGCUACACCUCGAAGUCUCACUCCGCUAAGCCAUCUUCCAGUCACACUUCAGUUUACUCCUUCAAUUCUACUGCUAGUGGAAGUGUACACUCGUCCAAACCAUAUUCCACCAAGUCUGUUGUCACAGGUACUGGAGUAUCUAUCAAGCCAUACCCUACCAAAUCUUCCAUCAUUGGUACUGGUCAAUCUAGCAAACCACGCCCUACCAAAUCCCUUGGAACUGGUGUUAAAUCCUGCAAGAGCAGGUCCAAGACCAGGACCAAGACUAAGACUAAGACAUCUGCAGGCCCAUCAGGAUACCCAGGAUCUACUUCUUCCAUCGUUAUCUCGUCUACCGCGCCAUAUGGAAACAGUACCAACAAUUACUCAGAAACUGCUCCAGCUUCCACUGCCACAUCUUCAGUCGAGGGAAUUACUGUAUCUUCAGGUACUGUUACUGAAACUGUACCUGGAUUUAGUGCAACCGAAUCAACCGUGGUAGGAUCUUCGACAAUUGGUUCCAGUGAGAUCCCAACUGGAUCUACUACCAACAGCGGAUCUGUAACAUCAGAAACUGGUUCUAUCUCUGCUAGUGGAUCUCUUUCUUCCGGACUUGGUUCGAUAACUUCGGCUAUUCAAUACACCACUUCAACAGCCUAUGUUACUACAGUCUAUACAAUUACUUCCUGUGCUGCAACAGUUACUGAUUGCCCAGGAAGAAUUGGAUCUGUAACCACUGAAACUGUUUCCUCCUACACCACUGUCUGUCCUGUCACUGCCAGUGCCACCUCAACCUCUUCUGGUGAAGGAAUUUCCGUAUCUUCAAAACCAUCUUCAGCCCCAGGAGUCCCUACAUCGCAAACAGCAUCUUCUUCCGUUCAAGGACUUACCACAUCUCCAGUAUCCUCAUCUUCAGCCCAAGGAACUGCUACAUCACCAAUUACUUCAGUUGUUCAAUACACCACCUCUACAGCUUAUAUAACCUCUGUCUAUACCAUCACAUCCUGCGCAGCAACCGUAACCGAUUGUCCAGGCAGAAUUGGUUCCGUAACCACCGAGACAAUUUCCUCAUACACUACCAUUUGUCCCGUAACAGAAACGAGUGGAAAUAGUGGUCUCGUUAGCUCCACAUCUUCCACAGCUGGAGUACCAGUCCCAACCACAGCAAAUACUUCAUAUGGAACUUCAACUGUCUAUCAAACAUCUGUUUAUACUAUCACUUCAUGUCCUCCAAGUGUAACGGAUUGUCCGGCGAGAUCAGGUCAAGUCACUACUGAGACCAUCUCAUCAUAUACUUCCGUAUAUCCAAUCACUGUUUCUAGCACUCUUGUCAAUAUACCUACCUCUGGGGUUUCUUCUGCAGCCGGAAUCGAAACUUCGAUACCAGCUAUCAAGAAUUCUUCCACCGCUGCCAUUUUCACCUCAGCCCCUUCAGUUAGCGCUUCAUCCAUCGCCGGUAUAUCCUCACCAACCCCAACCAAGGAAGCUUCCUCCGCCGCCGGCAUCGAAACCUCAAUCCCAGUCAUCGAAGCAUCUUCCUCUGCCCCUACCCCCGAAUCCGCAUCCCCAACAAGUCUCUACACAACCCUAAUCUCUACUCUUAUCAAUUCUCAAACCGCCACUGUUUCCGCUAUCAUCGCACCUUCAAUCAUCACCGUUGUUCCCGUUGCAAUCGCAUCUCCAUCUCCAUCUUCAGCUACCAGUAUCGCGUCACCAUACAGCAUCGCACCACCCUAUGGCGCCGGAAACAGUACUCUAGUCGCCACCGGAACCGCAUCAUCGAUCACCAGAGUACCAAAACCAAGUUCGUAUGUGGUUAAAGCAGAGGGUGAGAGUACUAGUGUGAAGAGCGGAAGUGUGACGACGCAGAUGCCAGGGGCGAGCCCGAGUGCGGUUACUUUUGAGGGGGGUGCGGAGAGGUUGGUUAGGGGAUUGGGAUUGGGGGGCUGGCUUACGGUGGGGAUGAUGGGGUUGGUGCUUUUGGUUUAG